Messenger RNA from Naegleria gruberi, 1026 nucleotides. RefSeq lists its product as uncharacterized. Lineage: Eukaryota; Heterolobosea; Eutetramitea; Acrasida; Naegleriidae. The coding region runs from base 1 to 1026 and encodes 341 amino acids. The record is from RefSeq and is a predicted model, not a curated record. The transcript has a single exon.
AUGAAUACAAACCAAAGAGGUCUCAGUUGGCUUUCGGAUUUGUCGAAUCAACCAAGCAAUAACACUUCAAUUCAAACCAAUGGAAACCUCAUAUCAUCAUCAUUAAAAACCUAUAGUCCUUCGAAUAAUACAAAUAAUCAUCUAAAUAAUUUUCAUCAUAAUUUAAACUCGAGUGAUUUAGUAAAUACAGGCAGUAGUAGCAGCAACAAUAACUCAGCAUUCGGAGAGGAUCUUGACGAUACAAAAUCAACAGUCAGUAACGAAAGUAAUUCGAGUAGAUUUAGUUCCAUCAGUGGACACUCUUCAACAAGAAAAGACAAUUUACAAAAAUUAUUAAUGACAACAACUUCAUCAAACCGUUACUCUGACAUGUCUCAGUCAUCAACAUCGAUAGAUAGCUCGGCUCUUUCUUGGGAUGAGAUGCAAAAUGUACUCAAGACUGGCUCAGCAGAGAAAGAAAUGGAACAGAUGAAAGAUAAAAUCGAACAACUUCAGAAGAAUAAUCUUACUCUUUCACAAUCUCUUUAUUCAACAAACAAGGAACAUUUACUCCUAAUGAAUACGUUGAAGGAGAAAAUUCAUGAAGUAUUUCCAAAUAUUCUUGUUGAAAAUCAAAAAUUAAAAGAUCAAGUGAAGGAUCUGACGAAUUAUGUAAUGAAUCUGGAGAAGCAAAUCGAAAAGCUAAGAUGUGAAAAUGAGCACUCUAAAUUAAUAUUGGAAAAUAAGAUAACAGAGCUGAGGAAGGAAAUUGAAGGAUUAAAAACCAAAACAUCCACAUCCAAUAAGAAUGACCGAAUCGAUGAGCUGAUUACUGCUAGUAUUAAACCAAUAGAACAAACCCUAAGAAAUAAUAAUAUAACCAUUAAGAGAUGCUCAGAUGACAGCUAUCAACUAGGUCAGUUUAAGUUGAAUGUAAAUUUGGAAAAGAAGGGUGAUAGUGAAAUAGUGCAGGUUCUUUUGAAAGAUAAGACAGUUCCUUUUGAUGACUUUUUAAAAACGUUUUGUAACAAGUUUGUAAUGAAAUAA